CUCUCUCUCUCUGGAAAGAUGGAAGUUCUGUUAGCAAUUUUAUGGCAGUUGGGUGAUAUGUUUGUGAAGGCACCUUUAUUAUCAUCAACAAUAUUCACAAUAUUAGGAGUGUUGGGAGGUUUUAUGUGGUAUUUUUACCAACCAUAUUUUAGUGUAAGAAAAAUCCCAGGGCCUCCCACUAUGCCCUUUGUUGGACACAUUCCUUUGAUGGCUAAACAUGGCCCUGAUGUCUUCUCUGUUCUUGCCAACCGCUAUGGUCCUAUUUUCAGGUUUCAUAUGGGCAGACAGCCUCUUGUAAUAGUGGCAUCUGCAGAACUUUGCAGGGAAGUUGGUGUAACCAAAUUCAAAAGUUUCUCCAACAGAAGCAUUCCUAUACCUUUAGCUGGAUCGCCUCUUCAUAUCAAAGGCUUAUUCAUGACCAAAGAACCAAGAUGGUCGAUGAUGCGAAACACAGUGCUAUCGUUCUUCCAGCCAUCGCGGAUCGCAGGAAUGAUCCCCGCAAUGCAAGACAUCAUUCAAUCAGCCACUGACAAUCUCGACUCCGGAUCAUUCACAUUUUCCGAAUUAACCCUCAAAAUCACCACCGACGUAAUCGGAAAAACCUCAUUCGGAAUGGAUUUCGGCCUCUCCAAACCAAAACCAACUGGAAACAACAACAACAACAACAACAACAACAACAACAACAACAACAACGAGGCAGAAGAAUUCAUCAAGGAACACAUCUACGCCACAACGCAACUGAAGAUGGACCUAACCGGGUCCGUCUCCAGCAUAUUAGGCUUCCUACUCCCCUUCCUCCAAAACCCGUGCCGCGAGAUUCUGAAGAGAAUCCCCGGCACAAUGGACUGGAAACUGGAGAGAACAAACAAGAGCAUCACUUCUCGGCUCGACCACAUCGUCGACAAGAGAAAAAAUGAUAAAAACCGAGGCACAAAAGACUUCAUCUCGCUCUUACUCAACGCGACCGAGUCAGAGAAGGCUGUGAGAAACCUUCUCACGCCCGACUAUAUAAGCGCGCUCACGUACGAGCAGUUGCUGGCUGGAUCCACAAACAUUUCUUUCACAAUCUCUACGGUGGUCUAUCUUGUUGCAGCCCAUCCACACGUUGAGAAGAAGCUCCUUCACGAAAUAGAUGCGUUCGGCCCUCGUGAUCGCCUGCCUACAUCCGACCAGCUGCAAAAUCAAUUCCCGUUUCUUGAUCAGGUGAUCAAGGAAACUAUGAGAUUCUUCGUAGUCUCUCCUUUAGUUGCAAGAGAAGCAGUAGAGGAUGUUAAAGUUGGAGGCUAUGAUAUUCCAAAGGGUACAUGGGUGUGGAUUGGGACCGGAGUUGUGGCUAAAGAUCCAAAAAACUUUCCAGAUCCGGAUGAGUUUAGACCGGAAAGGUUUGAUCCAGAGGGGGAAGAGGAGAAGACAAGGCAUCCUUACUCCUUCCUUGCAUUCGGAAUAGGGCCUCGAGCGUGCAUAGGCCAGAAAUUUAGCAUGCAAGAAAUCAAGCUCGCACUUAUCCAUCUUUACAGACAUUACCUGUUCCGUCACUCCCCACACAUGGAGACUCCCUUGGAAUUUCAGUAUGGGAUACUUCUCAACUUCAAAAAUGGUGUCAAGCUCAUAGCCACCAAACGCACUUGAAACCUAAUGCAAAUCUCAAAUGUAUGUGUUGUUUUGACUCAUGAUCAAAUAUAUAUUCAGCAUUUCUUCC
This is a messenger RNA of Salvia hispanica, 1699 nucleotides long. Its product is annotated as cytochrome P450 711A1-like. NCBI's taxonomy places the organism in Eukaryota, Viridiplantae, Streptophyta, Magnoliopsida, Lamiales, Lamiaceae. The record is from RefSeq and is a predicted model, not a curated record. Gene Ontology annotation, molecular function: iron ion binding; oxidoreductase activity, acting on paired donors, with incorporation or reduction of molecular oxygen; heme binding.